Sodiomyces alkalinus F11 is the source of this 1504-nucleotide messenger RNA. RefSeq names its product ribonuclease Trv. Gene Ontology annotation, cellular component: extracellular region. NCBI's taxonomy places the organism in Eukaryota, Fungi, Ascomycota, Sordariomycetes, Glomerellales, Plectosphaerellaceae. The transcript has 3 exons. Gene Ontology annotation, molecular function: ribonuclease T2 activity; RNA binding. The coding region runs from base 124 to 1026 and encodes 300 amino acids. The record is from RefSeq and is a predicted model, not a curated record. Gene Ontology annotation, biological process: RNA catabolic process.
GCCAAAUCUUCAAUCAAUAAGGUAAGGUCCUUCCCUGAUAUCAUCUAUUAGACCGUCUAUUAAUUCCAUUUCCUAAGUAGGUAGGCUUUGAAGCUAGUAGGGCACUCGUUGCCCUCUGCAAACAUGGCACCACGAAUCUCACUUCGAGGACUAUUCAAUAAUGCCGCUGGCUUUCUCUCGCGACUCUCAUGGCAGACACCCUUGUCCCCACUCCCGAACCAGCGCGAUGUCGUACACGUCCCUUACCUUGGCGGCGUCCCAUCCUGUCCCAUCGAUGGUCCCAUUAGCUGCCGCAACAACACUCCCGUCACUGGCGAUACCUGCUGCUUCGUACAUCCCAGUGGACGGUUACUGCUCGCACAAUUCUGGGACCAAGAGGCUCACGUCCCCGGUGCAGAAGAGGACUGGACCUUACACGGCCUCUGGCCCGAUCUUUGCGAUGGGAGCUACGAGGCUUACUGCGGCAUGACACCGCAUUUCAGCAACAUCUCGGACAUAUUAACCCAAUAUGGCCAGGACGAGCUUCUUGCUCUCAUGCACCGAUACUGGGUAGCAGCAUCCGGAUCUAACGAACACCUCUGGACUCACGAGUAUAACAAGCACGCCAGCUGCAUCAACACCCUCACGUCCUCUUGCUACGGCGGUGACUACCGGCCGGGCAUGGAGGCCGUCGAGUAUUUCACUCGCGCGUUCCAUCUGUUCCGGAACCUGGACACUUACAUGGCGUUGGCGUGGGCCGGCAUCGUCCCAACCCACGAGAGCACUUACGAGCUUGCGGUGGUCCAAAAGGCGCUGGAGAAAUAUAGCGGUGGCAGCGUCGUUCUGAAGUGCAGCGGACAUGAGAGGUCCGUGAUGCAUGAGGCGUGGUACGCCUUCUUCGUGCAGGGCAAUCUGCAGUCUGGCCGGUUUAUUCCAGCGAGAGGAUACGGGGAGCACGGCGACGUUGGCAACUGCGCCGACCAGGUUUGGUAUCUCCCAAAGAAGUGUCGGUGGCCUGGUGGGUGCGAUAGGGGCGCGGAACUAUGACCUGCAAAGGGUCAAGGAAGAGCAAGGAAGAGAGCGUGUAUUUGAAAGGGGGGUUAGACCAGUAUCACAGGCGACUUGGGCGUUGAGAACACUUGGCCAUCUUGAUCCACGCGGAGCGUUUUAUUUUGAGACUUUUGGGAGUCUUGGAAUGUUUCCUGUGUCAAGUCAGCUUGAACAUUACGAGGUUCAUCCCAGACUCAAAGGCUCGAGGCUGCCAAACACUGCUUGAAGCGAUCCGGGGUUAGUUGUCAGCCUUGCGGUCCGCUCGACGUGAUUGACGGAGAAAAGUGGAGGGAUGCUGGCCUUAUCGGCCCGACUUUAAAACGCCAUAGCCUGAGACGAAACGGUGCCUGUGGAGAGUGUUAGUACGUGCUCUGCUUUAAGACGAAUAUAGAUUAGGCUGUCGCUGGCUUUCCUGGAAACCCCACCAGACCACUUGUAAUUUCACUGUGCUGGUGUUCCUUGCCGACAGUUUGGG